Messenger RNA from Pterocles gutturalis (yellow-throated sandgrouse), 918 nucleotides. It is a transcript of the gene SLC66A1, whose product is annotated as PQ loop repeat containing 2. Lineage: Eukaryota; Metazoa; Chordata; Aves; Pterocliformes; Pteroclidae. The coding region runs from base 1 to 918 and encodes 305 amino acids. The record is from RefSeq and is a predicted model, not a curated record. The transcript is spliced from 7 exons.
AUGGGUGUGCGGCGCUGGAGGGUUCCCCAUCGGGGGAAUUUUUCCGCCUGUCCCAACGGCUCCCGCUGGGUGAUGGAUGUAUUCAACGAGUGCGCCCAGGACGGCCGGGACAUCGCCAGCGUCCUCCUGGGGCUGGUUUCCAUCCUUUGCUUUGCGGCGGCGUCUUUUCCGCAGUUCUACCAAGCCUGCAAAACGGGCAUCAUGGACCGCGCGCUCUCCAUCUAUUUCCUGCUGGGAUGGCUGGGUGGAGACCUCCUCAACCUCAUCGGCUCCUUCCUGGCUGACCAGUUGCCCCUGCAGGUUUACACGGCCGUUUACUACGUGCUGGCAGACCUGGUGAUGCUCUCUCUCUACUGCUACUACAAAGUGAAGAACGGGGGCGGAGGAUUCACCACCCCCAUCAACGCUGCUUUUGUCUUCCUUGCCCUGGGGACGGUGUCGGCCGUCUCGGUGCUGGGCAGAGGCGCUGGCGGGGGACAGGACCCGGCGACGUUCCGAGGGAGAUCUCUGCUGUCCCCCCGCCGGGAUGAGCCUGGGGCCAAGCCCUUCACCAGGAGUGAGAUCAUCGGCUUUUUCGGCUCCGUCUCCUCCGUGCUGUACCUGUGCUCCCGCCUCCCCCAGAUCCACACCAACUACAAGAGGAAAUCCACCGCCGGCGUCUCCUACUCCCUCUUCGCCCUGGUGAUGCUGGGGAACUCGCUCUACGGGCUCAGCGUCCUCCUGAAGAACCCGGAGCCCGGGCAAGGCGAAGGCGACUACGUCCUGCACCACCUCCCCUGGCUGGUGGGCAGCCUGGGCGUCCUGGCCCUCGACGUGGUUAUCUCCUUCCAGUUCCUUGCUUAUCGGCGAGGAAAGCCCGGUACCCGUGAAGAGCGGGAUGCUCUCCUCGGCGAGCAGGGUGACGGCUUGGAGAGCUGA